Symsagittifera roscoffensis is the source of this 2048-nucleotide messenger RNA. Its product is annotated as beclin-1-like protein. Gene Ontology annotation, biological process: autophagosome assembly; late endosome to vacuole transport; cellular response to nitrogen starvation. The record is from RefSeq and is a predicted model, not a curated record. The coding region runs from base 79 to 1941 and encodes 620 amino acids. NCBI's taxonomy places the organism in Eukaryota, Metazoa, Xenacoelomorpha, Acoela, Convolutidae. Gene Ontology annotation, cellular component: phosphatidylinositol 3-kinase complex, class III, type I; phagophore assembly site; phosphatidylinositol 3-kinase complex, class III, type II. The transcript is spliced from 11 exons.
AAAGACACUUUCAGAAAUCAUGCAUUGCUUAUUAAGCUGACAAAACGAAGUGUAGAAGCUUGAAAGAAAGAGAGCGUCAUGACAAAGAUAAGUAACGAGCGGUUGCAGCUGGUUUGCCAGUAUUGCUACUCACCAGUAGUCAUGGGACGUCCAAGUGUCUUAGAUGCGGGGGAGAAAAUGAAGUCUCACGCAAGCAUCGCCGGAUCUCCGUCUAAGAUGUCGAAAUCUCCGAGUGGGAGCUCGCUCAGUCUAAGGAGAGGCGAUUCGAAGAGGAAUCUGAGAGCAUUGUCUCCUUCGUCAGCGGCAUCUAUAAGGCAGGAGCGAACUGAGCAUGUUAGCAAUGUCGGGGUGGUGGAUGAAUUCUCUCAACGCAGCCCUGAAGAGGCUUUCGAGUCUUUCCAGAAAGUAUUACACGAAUUAGAAAAAGAGAACGAAGCGAAAGGAAACCCCAAAUUAAGAGUGACGUCAAUCAAUCCCUUGACCCUCAUCCCUCUCAACGAAGAAGACGAAGAGGAAGGGGGAAAGAAAGAAGGAACGACAGAUGAUGAUGGUGAAACAGUUAUUUCUGAAGAUCAAUCUAAUAGUAAUGGUGCUACAAAUGAAAAAGAUCAUGUCAAUGCGAACAACAAAAGCUUACCAGAGGCAGAACAGCAGAAACUGAAUGAGAGAAUAGCUGAUGCUCCACUUGACUCAAAUUUACUGCCAUACUCUAAAGAGACAGUGGACGCAGUUUUCGACUCUCUUAGCGAGUGCAGUGCCCUGGACUUCCCACUGUGCUGCUCCUGUGCAGACACUCUCAUUGACAAUCUAGACGUCAAAGGACAGCUGUUAACACGCGAGUGCCGUGCUCUCAUGGAGCAGAAAGUUGAAGAAGAGCAGAGAUUGAGUCAAGUUUGUCCCGAGUCAGACCUGGAUCAGAUAAUCGCACAGUUAGAAAGUGAGGAGGCAGUGUUGCUGGGUGAGUUGACUGAGUUGGAGAGCGAGAAGAGGGGGCUGGAGGAGACCAGCCGACAGUUGGACUCCGAGGAGAAAAAGAUGUUACACGAAGAGGCAGAGUUGAGCAUCGAAAACAAUGAGCUGGAGCAGGAAAUUUAUGAACUGGAAACAUCGUUGAGAAGCGUGACCGAACAGCUCAAAUUCUCUGAAGACCAUUUCAAUGACUUGAAGAAAACUAACGUGUUUAAUUUAGUGUUCAACAUAUGGCACCACGACCAUAAGUUUGGAACGAUAAAUGGAUUCAGACUGGGCAAACUGAACAAUGACACUCAGGCGGGGGGAGGGGCUAGCAGUGGGAGGGUGGAAUGGAGUGAGAUCAAUAUGGCACUGGGCCAGUCAUGUUUGCUUCUUCACUGUCUCAUUACGAAACUCAACUUCCAGCCAAACAUAUACACGCUCGUUCCUUGUGGCGCUCGAUCCUAUAUUGAGGCGGUGCAUCCCUCUGGCGCGAAUGGGGGAGGGGCAGUGGUGAGGGAGAGAUUUGCACUGUACAGUGAAGGGGGCAACAAAUUCUUCUACGACAGUAGCAUAGACAGUGGUAUGAAGGCAUUCCUCAAUGUGUUAGACCAGUUUAGGGCUACACUCGAACAGAAGAAUUCAGAGUUCCGACUGCCUUAUCCGAUGCGAGGAGAGAUUAUCUACGAGAAACAAGGAUCGGAAAACGGCUAUUCCGUCUGUCCCGGCAAGACAUCCUCUGAAAUGUGGACCAAGGCCUGCAGAAUGAUGCUGACGAACCUGAAGUGGGGAAUAGUUGGAGUCUGUACCAUUAGCCCCCACCCAUCUGACUGGUUGCAGCCUCAAGGUCAGCCAGGCAUGGAUGUCCCCAGUAGAGGCAGAGGAUCCGCUGGAUCUAGUCACAAACCACCGAUGAGUCAGAAUUUGUAUGUGAACCCUAACAAUGGAGGACGCAGCAAUAUGGGGGCGCGCAAUGGUCAAAGAAACUGAAAAGUCAUACUACUAUUUCCAAUAUAUAAAUCUUAGCUUUUAUAUAAUUCAUAGUUUGAACGGAACCCAUUGUAAUACUUUUAAGGCUCUUACUAUUGUUUCUAUUC